Molecule: messenger RNA, 2883 nt
Organism: Belonocnema kinseyi
Lineage: Eukaryota; Metazoa; Arthropoda; Insecta; Hymenoptera; Cynipidae
Gene: nudE
Product: nuclear distribution protein nudE-like 1-B
Exons: 6
Coding region: 1-879 (292 amino acids)
Biological process (GO): cell migration; centrosome localization; chromosome segregation
Cellular component (GO): kinesin complex; centrosome; kinetochore
Molecular function (GO): microtubule binding
Source: RefSeq, a predicted model, not a curated record
AUGAAUAAUUACAGAAAAGAUGAUGUGGAGCGAGAACUGGAGGAAUUUCAAGAAAACUCCCAGAUGCUGGAGAAGGAAUUGGAGGCGUCCUUGGAGCAGGCGGAAAAAACAAUCCGAGAACUGCAACAAAGAAAUUCGAGGCUCAGCAAUGAAGUAGAUCAAUUAAGAAUCCGACAAGAUCAACAAUCUUCCGACUGUGCCAUGUUCCAGACACAAGCUCAAGAACUACAGGCUCUCCAGGAACAGCAGCUCAAAUAUAUCCGAGAAUUAGAACAAAAGAAUGACGAUUUGGAAAGGGCUCACAGAAUCACGAAAGCAACCGAGGAAGAAAUAGAAGCCAAAUUUAACCUGGAAAUAGAAAAGAACGCGUUACUCGAAUCCGAACUAGACGAAAAGGACGGCUUGAAAGUCAUAGUGCAAAGACUGAUGGACGAAAUAAGAGAUCUGAAGCAAGAAAUUCAAGUUCAGGAACGACGUCAGCCGGACAACGACAAGACGGCUGAUCGAAUUCGAAAUAUCGUCGACAGUAACAAACUUCAGGUUGAAUUGGGGUCGCAUACGCCGCCCUCAAGUCCGGUUGCGCCUCCAAAUAUAACGCCAGUCAACUCGAUAACGCCGCAAACUAAGAUUGCAAAUGGCGUGGGGGGAGUGAUUGGCAACAACAAUAAUAACAACAUGAACCCCCCAUUGGCACCUUGCACGAGAAUACUUGCCAUGAACAUGAUUGGUGACCUCAUGAGAAAAGUCGGGGCCCUGGAGAAUAAACUGAACACCUGUCGCAAUGCUUCUCGAGAAGAUCAAGCAGUUCGAGAUCUCUACAGGACAAGAAGGCAGGUGCGAAGUUUAGCUACAGGCAACAACAACCACAUUCGAUUGUAAAUCGUCUUCGGAUCAAUUUUAAGCUGUACUGAAUCUUAGAUUAGAUUUGACGCGGUUGAAAUGCGAGCGAGAAAAUUUUGCGAUGUAGGUCGUGAACCCUUGGACUGUCAAAUUUUAUUUUUUUCAAAAAGAGUCGGGAGACCCAUUCAAGAAGUGAAAAUUACAGCUGGAAAUGACGAUCUUCUUGUAAAAAGAAACAUUUGUAUUUAUUCCUAGAUUCUAUAUUUAUAGUAUAUCUAUUUCCAAACUCUUGCAAUAUCGUAUUUUAAUAGCGACUCAAAUUCUUCCUUGCAGAAAGAAUUUGUUCGAUUUUAUAUUAAAACAUAUUAUUGACAAAAAUGAAGGAAUCAAACGAGAAAUGUUACAAUCAAUAUUUCAAGUUAUUGAACUUUUUCGACUCUCCUCGUUAAUCUUUCAACUAUGCGUUUUGUCUCUGCAAGGGUGAAUUUCGUUUUAGAUCAAUUCAGAGUUAGAUUUUUAUAGUCAAAUGCCAUCAUUCUGCUCUGUGAGAUUUUUAGUAAUUUUAUUUUUUUAACUUUUCUAAUUUCUGUGAAUUGUCUAUAUUUUUCGAUAUCUUGUGAACGAUCAUUUUUUUCUGUAAUAGAAUUUUAAUUUUGUUUUUCAAUUUUAAAUUAUAUUUGCAAUUUUAACCGGUUUUAAUUUCGACUUUUCUGAUUUUUAAUCACUUGUGUGAAUUUUAUGAAACUUUGGACAGAUCGCGAAUGACUAGGAUUUUUGUAAAUACAUUUAUGAGUGUUAAUUUAUAACAGCCUAGAAAUUUGUAAAUUGCGUUAGCCUUAUUUUUUUCUGUGUUGUAGAUAUUUAUAUGGCGUCCAGUGAAUUAGGUGUUGAAUUAAUUUUCUAAGAACGUUUUGUAAAACAUAAUUGAAAUGCAGAUUAGCACACUUUUAGAUUCACUCUUCGAGUCUGAAAACGAACAGGAAUUUUGUAAUGGCGCAUAAUCAAGAGGAUUUAAUAAUUAAAUAAAUAACUGAAGACACUUAUUCAGAAACGAAGAAAGAAAACUGAGUAUUUUACAAAAGAAUGACUUAAUAUUUUCUAAUCCUGAAAGCUCUUAAAAAAAGAAAUGAGAAUAGCAAGUAAGUUUCUUCGAUUCUGGUUUUAAGGCAUGAAACCAUUUGUGCGUGUUUUUCGAUCAAGCAAAUAUUUUCAUUGUACUGCCUGAAGUUUAAAGAAUAUUGUGCGUCAGUGAAAAACUACGAUUUUUAUAUGCAAAACGAUGUUGUGUAGGUCGAAGAAAAUGGUGAGGGAUAUUUUAAUACGAAGCUUAGGUCUGGGUGAUUUUUUUCAGUAAAAUUCCGAUUUUCAUAGAAACUUUAAACAUCCCAGGAUAUAUUCCAUUUAUUUUGAAUUAUUUUUCUCUAAAAUUUUUACUUUGCGAAAAUGAGCAUUUUCCAGAAAAAAAACUAAAUGUCUAAUUCAUGGAAAUUUCAUGUUUUCAUCUAGAGAUUCACACCCGUUACUCAAUCUAACAACACUAUAUUUAUAAUGACCUAUAAACUAUAUUCAAGUGAAAAAAAUAUCUUGAUAUUUCCCACUGUAAUCGAAACCUAGAUCAGUUUUUUUACCAUUUAACAUUUUUUUUAAAUAUCCAGUUUCGAUUAAAACUAAAGUUAGGAAUUUCCAAAAUAGUCUAGAAAUUCCAUUAAAUGAGUUCUGAAAAUAUAUUAUUUAAGUCAGUAUUUCUGGUACCUUAUUUAAAUAAAAAUUGCAUAGUCAGUAAUAAAAUUUUGGCUUGAUUUGAUAUCGAGUCUUUUUUUUUACUACUCCAGAAUACCUCAUGUAUACUCAAAAUUGUGCAAGAUUUGGACUACUGGCUCUGCUAAAUAUUAAAUCGUAGUAGCUAAAUUGUGAUAUAAUCUACACUAAAUCUAGUGGCAUUAAUUUCCAUUAAUAUCUCUGUAGAAAAUGUUGCAACAUUUAACAAGUUGCUCUAGCUGUAUAUUGCGUUGGAUCAUGUAUAGAAUAAAACCGAUAAAAGUA